AUCACACCAGAGCGCCGGGAAAUGCUUUGUGAUUGUUAUGAUGCAACAAAAAUGCAACAAUUAAGGCUUUUAUCCACAAAUAUCCGGGUUUCCUUCAAAUCUCACCAGCUGUGGUCUCAAAACCUCCAACGGUUCUUUGGCAAACUUAAGAUUCGUGCUGUUGGUCGAUGCAUUUGUGGAUCCAAAAUGUUGAGAUUUUGGUUUUCGAAUAUUAAGUGUGGAAAAAUGAAACUUGGAUCUUUUACGUGCAAAUCAAAAGUAAGAUGGCUGACUGGUUCAUCUCAACUAAAAAUAACAACUGAAUAAUAUUUUCUAUACAUCUUUGGCAAAGUGCAUCAGAUUAGUUACUCUGCUGCAUAGAAACAUGUAAAUUUAUUCAAGUUUAACAAGAAAAUAUCUAGAGAACUUUACUCUUACAAUAAACAGCUUUAUGUACAUGGAAUAAAUAAAAAUAUGUCAUUAAUUAAAAUUGCAUAAACUGUCACAGAGCUUCUAGCUGGUGAAAAGCUUCAUUAAAUGUCAGAUUUUUCCGGUAACAUGUGACACAGACAGUCCACCGUGAUAUUUGCAUCACAAGCUGUUGCCCCCUGACGUUCUGUAACAGAUUCAACUGUAACCCGUGAUAGUUAGUCACGUUAUCAAAGCUAGCAUAAAAGCCCUGAGGGACAUAUUUUCUUUGCUCCUUCGUUUUCUUCUUCUUCUUCUUUAUUUUUUUUUUACAAUUUUUAAAGAGCUGCAGUCAUGACUAUUUAAAAAUAAAUCCAGUUGGGGAAAACUUAAGUACGCCUCUUGACACAUUAGUUAAGCAGCCAUUGCUAAAUAUCAAUCUUUGAAGUGCUGUAAGGUGAUUUCCAAACUAUGCAAAGUCUGCAAUUUUUAAAACGCCAAGGAAACAUUUGAAACCUAACACGAUGAGAAGUGGACGCCCCUUACAAGUCCGCCUAAAGACCCGACCGACUGCCCAAACCCAGGCCGUCUCAGACUCUGCCGGCCUCAGUUAGCAGGUUAAAUUUUAAAGUUAAAGAAAAACUGUUUGAAAGAGCUGCUACAAGAGAAGCUAAACAGAAAGUAGCACCUCUUGGCAGCCGUCAAGCACGGUGGAAGAGGUGUGGUCGUGUAACAGAGUUUUAUUUUGGCAGUGUUGUGGCUGUGAAGAUUGCUAAAAUGGGUUUGUUUAUUCUUUGACUUUGUCUUGUUUGGUCAGACAUUUGCUGGUGUUUUAAGUUCUGUUACGCUGCGCCUGACAGUCGGUGGUUACCAUAGUAACCGGUAACUGGCAACUCCUCCCCCUUUUUUUUCUGUUGCCCUCUGCGACUGUGCUCUUUUCUUAACUCCUACCAACCAUGUGGAUCGUCCAGCUAAAGGCCGCUGUGUUCAUUCAGUCCGCCGCAGUGACAGAUCUACAGAACAUCUGGAUGUGACGGAGGCGGCGCCAGCUCUGCGGACGGAGGGGCGGAAACAGCAGCACUCUCUGUUGUGGUCAAGCUAACGGCUCGGCAUUUCCACAACAAAUCAGUACAGGCAGCAGUAAUUUUUCUGUAUUAUUGUAACACAGCUGCAGUCAAGUUGCGGGACUUUUAAAUCGCCGCUUAAAUUAAAGCUAAUCGGCACCUGUCAGUUCCCAGGUCUACCUGAUGAGCAUGAGCCAGACUCCAGAGCCUUCUAGCGAUGGCGCCACCGUUACUGAAGAGGCUACAAUAACAACACCCGAGAAGGAGAAGAAGGCGGAUGAGGUGGUAGAGGAAGAAGAGGAGGAGGAAGAGUACGUGGUGGAAAAAGUCCUGAAUCGGCGGGUGGUGAAAGGCAAGGUGGAGUACCUUCUCAAGUGGAAAGGGUUCUCUAAUGAGGAUAACACUUGGGAGCCAGAAGAAAACCUGGACUGUCCGGAUCUGAUAGCAGAAUAUCUGCAGAAACAGAAAUCGGCAAACGAGGGAAAGAGAAAAGCGCCUGGAGAGGUGGACGGAGAUGAAAGCAAAUCAAAGAAGAAAAAGGAUGACCAGAAUGAGAAGUUGAGAGGCUUCGCUCGAGGUCUGGAGCCAGAAAGGAUCAUCGGUGCCACAGACUCUACAGGAGAACUCAUGUUCCUUAUGAAAUGGAAACACUCCGACGAAGCCGACCUGGUGCCAGCAAAAGAGGCCAACGUGAAGUGUCCUCAGGUGGUGAUCUCCUUCUACGAAGAGAGGCUCACCUGGCACUCGUAUCCCUCAGAGGACGAGAAAAAAGACGACAAGAACUAAGGCAGAUGAGGCAGCAGGGCUGGAGAAGAGGAAGAACCUUUUGAACUCCAGUGUGCUUUUGAGAGAGAGAAAAAAAGACCAGCAAGACCUUGUGGACUCA
Molecule: messenger RNA, 2337 nt
Organism: Gambusia affinis (western mosquitofish)
Lineage: Eukaryota; Metazoa; Chordata; Actinopteri; Cyprinodontiformes; Poeciliidae
Gene: cbx1b
Product: chromobox homolog 1b (HP1 beta homolog Drosophila)
Exons: 8
Coding region: 1635-2237 (200 amino acids)
Biological process (GO): negative regulation of transcription by RNA polymerase II; chromatin organization
Cellular component (GO): nucleus; pericentric heterochromatin
Molecular function (GO): chromatin binding
Source: RefSeq, a predicted model, not a curated record